Messenger RNA from Osmerus eperlanus (European smelt), 1348 nucleotides. RefSeq names its product paralemmin 1a (gene palm1a). Bases 293 to 1288 code for a protein of 331 amino acids. Gene Ontology annotation, cellular component: membrane. The transcript has 8 exons. The record is from RefSeq and is a predicted model, not a curated record. NCBI's taxonomy places the organism in Eukaryota, Metazoa, Chordata, Actinopteri, Osmeriformes, Osmeridae. Gene Ontology annotation, biological process: regulation of cell shape.
UCAUCUACCACGUGAUGGUUAUCGAUUAUGUCCCAGCUCAACACGCUUUUCCAAACCUGCGUUUCACUUUUGGAUCACAUGCAAACUUCAAUCCCAUAGACAAAUCUGAUGAACGCAGCUAAGAUUGAAGGGAGGAUAUUGUGGACGAUUGUUGGGACUCAUAAUAAUACAAAUUGAAAUAGGAGUUUCCGGACGGUAGGAAUCAUGCCGAUUUCUGAGGAUCUGUCACAUCAAGAUCGAGUCCAUGCUAUAACAGUAAAAAAAAAAGAGACUGACAGAAAUUGAGAACAAAAUGAGAUUACUGGAGGAUGAUAAAAGAAAGCUGCAGUAUCUCAAGUCAAAGACUCUUAGGGAACGAUGGCUGAUGGACGUGGUGCAACCGGAGCAAGAAGAGGUGAAAAAUAUGCUGCACCUGGAUGAGACAAGGGUCAAGGAGCUAGAGGAAGGCAUCAUUAGACUGAAGCAGGAAUUGGAGGAACUGGAGUUUGGUGGUUCUGCAACCUCCACUCAAGAUAUCAUAUCAGAUGAAACACCAGAAGAGGACAUCAAGACGACAUUUACAAAAGCACCAGCUAGUUCCAUGAAAGCGAUGUACUCUGUGGAAAUCACGGUUGAGAGGGACAAAGUUACAGGUGAAACUAGAGUGUUGUCCACCAACACACUACUGCCCGUUGAUCUCUCCCAAGGGGUGAAGGUAUAUGAGGAUGAGCAAAAAGUGGUGCACAAGAUGAAUGACGAAAACGAAGUCCACCUGCUUAGCUCUUCAGAAGUGGAAGAGCUUAUCCACAAAGCUGACGAGGUCUCCUUGAUUUCUGAACCUGCCAAAGAUACCAUUAUUCCAGUCCCAAAAACAGAGGACCAUGAUUGGUCUCCUGAGCAGCACACAAGACCCAAGACUGUGAUCACUGGAAUAGAGGCUAAGUCUGGAAAUACAAGUCCUCAGCCUGGCACUGAAGUCAGUAUUCCCGCAGCCAGUUCAGACAAUCCUGUAACCAUGGUGUUCAUGGGAUAUCAGAAUGUAGAAGAUGAGGCAGAGACAAAGAAGUUUCUUGGGCUGCAGGGCACUGUUGAGGCUGAGCUAGUGGUCAUCAAUGAUGGCACUGGCAAAACCUUGGCCGUUGCUCCAAAGGGCAAUGCGGGGCAAGAGCAGUCUGCACCAUCUAGCAACUGUACCACACCCACCGACACAGCAGAAGCAACUCUAGCAAAUGGGGAGGAUGGAAAACCACAGGAAGGCACUUGCCAGAGCAACAAGGAAAAGCCAUGCAAGUGCUGCACCAUCAUGUGAGUCUACUUGGUAAAAAAAAGAAAAAGACAACAUAAAAAUACAUCUGCAGCCAAAACUAAA